This is a messenger RNA of Austrofundulus limnaeus, 1090 nucleotides long. It is a transcript of the gene faap24, whose product is annotated as FA core complex associated protein 24. Gene Ontology annotation, cellular component: Fanconi anaemia nuclear complex. Gene Ontology annotation, biological process: interstrand cross-link repair. The record is from RefSeq and is a predicted model, not a curated record. Lineage: Eukaryota; Metazoa; Chordata; Actinopteri; Cyprinodontiformes; Rivulidae. Gene Ontology annotation, molecular function: chromatin binding.
AUGGAGAUGUAAAUAUCCUGUUUGAAGAUGGGCUUGGUUUGGCAGAUUUCCACCUUCCCAACAAAACGAGCAUCCUGUAUGUGUCUGAGAGCGACAUCAUAGCUGGAAACAGCUACAAGAGGAAGCUGGUUUGUUAUAGAAAUGCCUGCAGCCGUUUCCAGGAGCUGGUGUUGGUGGAGAAGACCAGACUCACCAAACAGUACUUCUCUGCUCUUCAUAAGUUUGUGGUGUUUGAUUUGGGUCUGUCUCUGCUGCCGGUCGGUGGACAGAUGGAGGCGUCACUGCUCAUUGCUCAAAUCAUCUACAGGGAGGGCAGAGAAAACCCCUUCAGAUGGAGGACUUCAAGUCGGCUGAUGGAACCAAGGGUACUGACUCUUGUGCAGCACAUCCCCGGGGUUGGCAGGGUAAAAGCUUUGUCUCUUCUACAGGAGUUCUCCAGCAUCCAGCAACUCUGUAAUGCAGAUCUUAGUAAGUUGGAAUCGAUAGUGGGCCAGGCAAGCGCCCAGCAGGUCCACAAUUUUUUCCACAGGCCGCUGCUGUAACAUAAAGACCGCGGUCAAGUUGUCAACUAGCUCCCCUGGACUGUUAAGACCACAGUCAAGUUGUCAACCACUGCAUCUGYAAUUUAGACCAUGGUUCAGUUCUCAACCACCAUCCCUGGAACAUAAAGACAACUGUGUGGUCCUCAUCUACCAAAGCUAGCAUAUAAAAACCCAGGUCAAGUUAUCAAACAGCACCGUUUGAACCUAAAGAUAUCAGUGCAGAGCUAAACCACCACGUUCAGAACAUGUAGACCAUGGUCUAGUUUUCAACUGCUGCCCCUGAAACCUUGACUUAGGUGUAGUCCUCAGCCAUUUUUGCUGGAACAGGGUCAGAGUUUCAGUCAGUACUGAUCUGCUGCUGAGGUUUUCAGGGUCAGACUUUAUGGAAUGCUGCAGUAGCAGAUGAGAAACAGAAAGUGUUGUUUUAUUUUAUGUAUUUUUUUAUGUUCUAUUUCAAGACCAUUCAACUUCAGUUGACUUGUGUAAAGAUUACUGAAGGUUUAAGAAGAUUGAAAAAAUGUAUAUUAAAGAGUUUUUUACUCCUACAA